GGCGCCCCUUUCUGCUUUACAACGUUUGCGGCUGAACGAGAAACGCUAUGUCUGGCAGAGGCAAAGGCGGGAAGGGGCUCGGCAAGGGCGGCGCCAAGCGCCACCGCAAGGUGCUGCGCGACAACAUCCAGGGCAUCACCAAGCCGGCCAUCCGCCGCCUGGCUCGGCGCGGCGGCGUCAAGCGCAUCUCGGGGCUCAUCUACGAGGAGACGCGCGGCGUGCUGAAGGUGUUCCUGGAGAACGUGAUCCGCGACGCCGUCACCUACACCGAGCACGCCAAGAGGAAGACGGUGACGGCCAUGGACGUGGUCUACGCCCUCAAGCGCCAGGGACGCACCCUCUACGGCUUCGGCGGCUAAACUCCAGUCACUAAAAUUACAUCAAUAAAACCACCAAGGCUCUUUUCAGAGCCACCCACAAAUUUCACAACGAGAGCUGUUUAUUACUGAUUUUUGAGCUAAGAUUGCGAUAGACUUACUGUGAAAGUGUCCUGGUUGUGCAAUUCAAGAAUCAGUCAUGUAA
Neopelma chrysocephalum (saffron-crested tyrant-manakin) is the source of this 522-nucleotide messenger RNA. Its product is annotated as histone H4. The transcript has a single exon. NCBI's taxonomy places the organism in Eukaryota, Metazoa, Chordata, Aves, Passeriformes, Pipridae. The record is from RefSeq and is a predicted model, not a curated record. Gene Ontology annotation, molecular function: protein heterodimerization activity; structural constituent of chromatin; DNA binding. Gene Ontology annotation, cellular component: nucleosome. Gene Ontology annotation, biological process: nucleosome assembly. The coding region runs from base 48 to 359 and encodes 103 amino acids.